Molecule: messenger RNA, 5247 nt
Organism: Struthio camelus australis
Lineage: Eukaryota; Metazoa; Chordata; Aves; Struthioniformes; Struthionidae
Gene: LAMP3
Product: lysosomal associated membrane protein 3
Biological process (GO): establishment of protein localization to organelle
Cellular component (GO): late endosome membrane; lysosomal membrane; plasma membrane
Source: RefSeq, a predicted model, not a curated record
CCUGCUCCUGUCUGUGUGUGGUUAGUCCAACCUGAUGGACUAACCUGAUGCUAACUGCAUCAGCAGUGCAGCUGCUGAUGUCUCCAAGGCGAGUGUAUCUCUCUCUGCCAGGGAGGAGGAUUUUUGCUCUGCUUUGCAUUUUACAGUACUGGCCAGCGCUGACCCUCUGAGAAAGCUCCGGGACCAUUCUCAGUUCUUGCAAAGACUGGGAAAACAUGUUCACACAUGCCAGAAGGAGGAUGCAUUGCUGUAAACUCCAGCCUUCUCUCUGACUCCACAUAGAGUGAACUGGAUGGGCACUGGAUGACAGUGUGACAUGCAGGACUGAAGUGACCAAAGGCUGGAUCACCCCUUCCCGCUGUCAGCACUUUGCUGAGCUGUGGUGGGAGCCAGUUGCCCCAUGCGCCUGGUAUCAUCAGUAGAGGAAGGGAGAGGUACCUCCAAAGGUGCUUUUAGGAAGACUGGCCAGCCUCUUUCCAUCUGCAGUAGGUGGGACAUUGGGCCUCCUAGGGCAGACAGCAGCUGGAGGGUGAAGGUGGGCCUAACGGCCAGGGAUAUUUUGCAUUUCACCCUCCCGGAGUAGGGAAAUGCCCCAGGACAUGCUGGGGGACAGUGCUGUUUCUGGGAGAUGCGUGGCUUUGUUCCCCGAGAAGAGCCCAGGGCUGGAAAUCCAGCUCUGCAGAUGGGCAGGCGUAACGUUCUCCCGGUCCAGCCCUCCGGCGCAUGGCUACGCAUGCUGGGACCAGCCUGUGCUCCCGUCCGGGCUUGGCAUGGCUUGCAGGAGGGACAUUGCAUUUCAAGGGACAUAAGUGGGUGGUUGCUAUUUGCCUGUGAGUGUGUUUGGACACAACACUGAUGCUGAGCCACCUUGGCUGAGCCACCUUGAACAAACUCAGUCCCUGGAACAGGACUAGAUCAGCCAGCAAAGGCUGCCCACAGCCCUGAGGGCCAUCUGAGCCCCUUUGUGGCUUUUGUUUGCUCAGCCCUGUCUGGCUUUUAGCAGGCCAUGGCCAGAGAUCGCACCACUCCCACGCUGUUCCUUAAUGUAAAAUAAAGAGUUUAGCCUUAACAAAACUAACUUUUUAAACCGCACAGGAGGAAGUACUGAUUUACAGGUUUUAACACUACACUGGGCUACAGCUGCAGCCUGCACCAAGUUAUCAAAACUACAUGGAGGAGCAUUAAGCCUUACACAGCACUUCAGAGCUUGCACCUCCGUUGCUGAGCGAGAGCCCGUCUGCCCCCGCGCUAGCCCAGCGGUCCUUUCCAUUUUCACUUUCUUUUCUAACCAUAAUUUGUUUCCAUCUGUGGUAGUUUACAGAUGAGAAGCAUCAGUCUCCCCCUCUCUCUCCACCUCCUUCCCACCCAUGUGACCGAGCGCUCCCAGCACCGAGUGAAACUUCUCAGUCCCCAGGAAACCUUGAUUUGCUUUCCACCCAGCUCCACAGUGAGAAGCAGCAUCUCCUAACCCGCAGCUGUUCUGACCAUGGGCAGGAGCGCAGGGCAGUACAUCUUGCUAACCUUCGCCUGCGCAUUUUCUUCCUGCUGUGCUGAAGUGACACAGCGGGUCAAACCAUCUCCACAAACCACGUUCUUCCACCAUACAGCUACUUCUGCUCAGCCACCUUCUCUUCGUCAUUCUUCACCCCACGGAGGCACCACAUUUCCUUUUAACAGCACAGGCUCUCUUAAAAUGACAUCCAUAAGCCAUAGAACAACUGUGCAGACAACAGGCCAGUCUCUAGUCACAGCACCAACCCCUCACACGACAGCCCAGGCAGCAGCAACCACCACACAAGUGACCAGCUGGGUAACUUCCACGGUAUUAACCAUGACAGCAGCAGAGGACAUAACGGCAGCUGGUCACACUGCAACCCGUGCAGGAGAAACAGAUACACCUGCGGUGAAGAACACAACCGUACACCUUACAUCCCCAACCAACCAAACCACAAUAAAUGUGAACACAGCAACUACAACAGCAUCUACAAACACAACCAGAAAGCUUACACAGCCAAACAACCAAACAACAACCACUGCCAUAAGUACUACAGCCACUACCAAUACAACAGUAAAGCCCACCACAGGAUCAGCUAAUCAAACAACAGUUUCUAGAACUCCAACAACCGCAGCCGUGACCAACACGACAACUGUUCAUCCAGGGAAUCAAACAACCGUCCCAUCUACUACAACAACAGUGAGACCCACUCUCACACCUCAGCCUUCUCCCAUCCCCACUGGCACGUACAUUGUUCGCAAUGGAAGCAUGACCUGCGUCAGAGCAGUGAUGGGUUUGCAGCUGAUGGCUCAAAGUAUCCAGAAGAAGUGGAUGGAGUACAUGAACAUCAAUCCCAACAUGACACAAACCUCUGGAAGCUGUGGGACGCUGCAGUCCACUCUGAACAUAACUUUCAGUGGAGGGUUUAUAAACUUUGUCUUUGUAAAGAACGCUCGAACAUACCAUGUCAGUACAAUUGAGGCCAGUUUACAGUUAUCUUCUGAAGGUAUGCUUUACUACGCAGCCAUACAUGAGCAGCUGUUUACAACAAAGCUGGGGAAUUCCUUUAAGUGUGCCAGCAAGCAAACCUUCGGCUUGGAGAAGAGCUUCCAGCUACUCACAGUUAAUAUGCAGCUGCAGGCCUUUGAUAUUGUUGGUAACCAGUUUGGAGAAGAGGAAGACUGUUUUCUUGACAGAAACAGCAAAGCAGUUCCCACUGCAGUGGGCCUGAGUAUCUUGGGAUUAUUUGCCAUUGUGCUCGUCACAUUUGUGAUUUCCAGAAGAAAGUCGCAUAGAGGAUAUGAACGCAUCUGAGUUGCCUUUUUGCUUCCAAAUGUGCGUAGCAAGUAGAGAAGUUGCAAGAAUUUUUGCCUCUACAUACAAACUCUCUGCCUUGAAGCCAUAUUUUUAAGUGGGAUGACACGAUGUGUUUAAAGCUAAUGCGUAUUUCUGGAAGUGAUUUCUUUAAGGUGGGAAGGAGAGGACUUGCACCGUCUACUUUAGGCUAUACUUGACUUCUAAUUUAGAUGUAGUUCAGAAGACCAAAGUUAGGAGCCAAGAUUCCUCGUAUUACCAAUAAAGGAGGCAAUUCAGACUACCUAAGUUAGAUGCCUAAAAAUAGCUUAAAGCAGAUAGCGUGACUAUACCCCAUGAAAUCCAUCAGUUUUCUUCAAGAUAGUAUUCGGACUUAUUAAAAUAGAUAAGUCCAGUAAUAUGACUUCCAAGUGAAUAAACUAGAGGUCUACAGCUACAGACAGCCCUGUUAAGUCAGCGCUCAGUGAUAGCCUUGUGGGAGCACUGUGUAUGCUGAAGUCUCAGGACAAGUAUGCUUAUGAUUUCCAUCCAUAAGAAAGUUCUUGCCAAUCCUGUAACUUAACCAGGGUUAAGUUUAACAAGUUAUUGUUAUUUCCUACUAAGGCCAUUGGAGGACAGAGUGGUGAUAGGUGGCUCUCACUCGAGGCAGUAUUUUUAGAAAAUUUUCUAGUUUCCAUUGACUCGAUAUCCAAAUGGGAUACAAUGGCCCGACCGGGGUCACAUGGGGUCUCUGCCAAAGUUACCACCCAUCACUGUUUGUCUCAGCCCCGGUGCAAAGAUGUCUGAACUUCUUGUCAAUAAUUUUUGAACUGUAGCCUCUUACAUUGUGCAUGAGAGCAAUCUGACAUUGGUAAGAGUUCAUCUUAAAGUGUCAUGCUGUAAACUGCAUAAUUCAGGAGCUGACUGACCGGCAGCUCAGAUGUCUGUGCAGCAGAACCAGGCGGGCGUUUGGAGGCAGUAACUCUGUCUGCGUUAGCAGGCCCAGCCAUCCCCACUUGUCAGUCAGAGCACAGCAUCCUUUUGCCACGUUUGCUGCACAAUGGGGAGAAAGCUAACAGGAGGGUCUGAAGGCACUGCGACACAUGAGCUGGUGUUAAGCGUGCUAAUGCAAUAGAUAGAGACUGGGGCGAAUUUGCUUGAUUAAUUCAGGGAGCUUAAUUUUUAGUGGUCUUGUAAGAGUUCAUGAGUCACCCACUUCCUAUUCAGACUCAGACCUGUUACAGUGACUGCCACUCAACUCAACACCUGUCACUCUACUGAGAUGACGGUACUGUGAUCUCUCCUAAUCUGGAAAGAUACCACAGCUCCUGAAAAUGCCUGGGAGUAAGUGGUCACCACUGCUUCAGACCUGCAUAAGGUCCGUAAGGUCCGUGAGUGAAUGGAGACCCACUAAAGCUGUAUUUUCAAAGCUUCUGUAGGAAUUAAGACCUUGCACAGGCCUUGGACAAAUUCUCUACCCAAAAGUGAGCUCUGGCCAGUACGCUUGUAACUGAGCAGCUGGAUUUUCAUAUGGAAAUAGUUUGGAGUUGCUUUAAAGCACACUAAUCGUAACACUCUGUAGACUGCUUCCUGCUAAGCAAAUGAUGAAGGCAUAACUGCUUUUCAGAUUAAGUUCAGCUAAUGUUCUUUGUUGCAACAAGGAAAAUCUUGUUGCGAAAGAUUUACAAGGCUAAACAAUAUGCACAAACGUGCGCACACAUACACACACACACAGAUCUCCAUUCACUGCAGCACGAUACAUGGAAACAGUAAGAAAUUAAAUAUAAUAUUUAAUCUGACCCUAAGCCUUUCUGACUAGGGAUCAAUAGACAUCUUUCUCUUUCACAGCUAAGUCCUGUUUCACAUGUUCAUUGGAUUAGUAAGUUGCAUGUACAGUUUGCUACUUUUAUUGAUACAAAUAGAGCAUUUUCCUGUUAUGUUCCCUACUGAAAAACUCUUUAAUAUUCAGUCUUUUAAUAUUUGAUAUCAAUCUAAGGAGAGAAAGCUGUUCCUAAUGACUGAUAAUUCUGUGUUUAAUCGCAUCCUCUGGCAUUUUUACAGAGGAUGUAAAGUUAAUGUAUUUUUUUCACUUUUUCUCACUAGGAUGAAUCCAACUGUUGGUCCUGAACAAUGUUUGAUUUCAGGCUUAUCUGAUUCUUGUUCUUGUGCUUUUUGUUGCUAUUACUUGUUUGCCAUUUUUCUGAAGCUGCAUAUAACCCUUUCUACGUGAAUAAUACUCUGGACUUGCACCAAACAGCACAGGUGGAGCGCACAUGGCGUAAACUGAUGAGACGAUUGCAAGCUCCCAUACAGUGAUGCCAACACGAAGCAAAAUGAAUCCAGUGGAGUUAAUGUUUUACACUAGUAGAGGAUUCCUUACCGCACCAGGAGAUCCUGGCCCUUUAUGUGUAACUAUUUUCCCAUCUGCAGCUUGCCUCCACGUCCUUCAUGUACAAAUA